This is a messenger RNA of Vollenhovia emeryi, 872 nucleotides long. RefSeq lists its product as uncharacterized. Gene Ontology annotation, biological process: sensory perception of taste. NCBI's taxonomy places the organism in Eukaryota, Metazoa, Arthropoda, Insecta, Hymenoptera, Formicidae. The transcript is spliced from 3 exons. The record is from RefSeq and is a predicted model, not a curated record. Bases 76 to 444 code for a protein of 122 amino acids. Gene Ontology annotation, cellular component: membrane.
UCUCCUUUUUUCAGGUUUAGAAUAAAAGGUUAGGCAAUUGUGUCCUUUAUCAAAAUUUAAAAAUUGUUUCAUUAUAUGUGUAUAUGUCUACCUUCAAUUAUUGAUAACCGUACAAUUAUUCUGAAUGUUAAAAUCAUAAGUAAUGUAAUUAACUUUAUAUUAUUUCAGGUGCAAAAGACUAACGCCUUGACGCAUAAAUUAACAGAUCAUAUUCGUUUUACUAAAACGCGUAAAGAGAUUUAUCAGUUUCUUUUGCAAAUAUCACUUCGGCCAUUGGAGUUCUGCGGAAUGGGCAUGUUUCAUUUCGGUUACCAAUUUAUUUAUAAGUUCUUCAUCUGGGUACUUACUGUUAUUAUUUUUAUAUUGCAAAUGGAUACUUCUCCCAUGUCUCGAACAUUAACAUCUAACAGGAUUAACGAAACAUGUUUCGAUAGAGAUGUGUAGAAAAGAGAUAUGCAAUUACCCUAUUUCAAUAUUUAUUUUCAAGCUCGUUAUUUAAAAUUUAAGAAAUUGAUACAAAAAUUAACUGUACAUCAGUCAUCUUCUUCAUGUAAUGUAUAAUCACUGUAAAUACUUAUUUAGUUUAUCUAUUUACACAAAUAUUAUUAUUUAGUUUUAUGAAUGUGUAUUAUCAACUAAUUGUACAUACGUUUUAAAUAAAAACAUCAGUUUCAAAUAAAAAGUUCUUUAAGAUUUAUAAAUCAGAUUAAUUAUAGAUAUUCAUAAGUAAAAUCCUCUUUGAUUAAUCAUAGGAAGAUUGAUUUUUAUUUGAAGAAUUAAUCCAUUGAUUACAGAAGCAUAAAAGCUAAUAAAUCGGUUAUCCAUUAAAUGGAAAAUAUCAAAAUAUUUGUGCUUAAUUCACAUUUACCAUA